AUUCAAACCCUAACCUCUUUUUCAACAAUAACAACAACACAAAAAGAGAAAUCACAUAGCAAAGGAAAUCUACAUUGACAGAGACAGGCUCAGAGGGGUAUCAUACCCCUCAACUUCAACCAGAACCAAGGAAUUUCAAUUCAUUAUAAGACCAAAUUCCUUGGUUUCAAUUUCCAGAAUCAUCAAUACCCCUAAGCCUAAAUCAUUGUUCUGCCAUGGAGGGUGAGAAAACCUACAUUACCUCUGAGGAGCUCAGCAAGCACAACAAGGAAGAAGAUUUGUGGGUUUCAAUUCAGGGUAAGGUUUACAAUGUCACAGAAUGGGCUAAGGACCACCCUGGUGGUCUUAUUCCCAUUUUGAACCUUGCUGGCCAGGAUGUCACAGAUGCUUUCAUUGCCUACCAUCCUGGCUCUGCAUGGAAAUAUCUUGAAAAAUUCUCAACUGGGUAUCACCUCAAAGAUUUCAAGGUCUCUGAGGUGUCCAGGGAUUAUAGGAAGAUGGCUACUGAGUUUUCAAAAAUGGGUCUAUUUGAGAAGAAACAGCAUGUCACUUUUUGGACAUUAACCUUUGUUGCUGUCAUGUUUGUUGCUGUUUGGUAUGGGGUUGUGAAAUGCACCAGCGUUUGGGCUCAUUUGGGUUCUGCUAUGCUGUUGGGUUUGCUCUGGAUGCAGAGUGCUUAUUUAGGCCAUGAUUCUGGGCACCAUGUGAUCAUGAUGAACCGCGGAUUCAACAAAUUCGCGCAGCUUCUCUCCGGGAAUUGCUUGACUGGGAUAAGCAUUGCCUGGUGGAAAUGGACUCAUAAUGCUCACCACAUUGCCUGCAAUAGCCUUGAUCAUGACCCUGACCUGCAGCACAUGCCGGUUUUCGCCGUGUCCGCCCGUUUCUUCAAUACAAUCACCUCUCAUUUCUAUGGAAGGCCGUUGAAGUUUGAUUCUUUGGCCAGGUUCUUGAUUAGUUACCAGCAUUGGACUUUCUACCCGGUUAUGUGUGUUGCCAGGGUCAACUUGUAUAUCCAAACAUUUCUGCUAUUGUUUUCUCCAACGCGUAGAGUCCCGGAUAGAGCUUUGAACAUAUUGGGAAUUCUUGUGUUCUGGACUUGGUUCCCUCUUCUUGUUUCUUGCCUCCCAAAUUGGCCAGAAAGGUUUAUGUUUGUGCUUGCCAGCUUUGCUGUUUGUUCCAUUCAGCACAUUCAAUUCUGUUUGAACCAUUUUGCUGCCAAUGUGUAUGUUGGGGCACCCAGCGGAAAUGAUUGGUUUGAGAAGCAGACAGGAGGCACAUUGGACAUCUCUUGCUCCUCUUGGAUGGAUUGGUUCUUUGGUGGUUUGCAGUUCCAGCUUGAGCACCAUUUGUUCCCAAGGCUGCCAAGGUGCCAAUUGAGGAAAAUCUCUCCAGUUGUGAUUGACCUCUGCAAGAAGCAUAACUUGCCUUACAGGAGUUUGUCAUUCUGGGAGGCUAAUCAAUGGACAAUUAGGACCCUCAGGAAUGCUGCACUGCAGGCCAGGGACCUUACCAACCCUGACCCCAAGAACCUGUUGUGGGAAGCUGUCAAUACUCAUGGCUGAUGAUGGAUUUGAAGUUUUGGAUUCUAGGAGAUUGAUUAUCAAUGUCUUUGUUUUUCUGUUUCUUUAAAAAAAAAAUCUGCUUGUCAUGUUAUUAGACCUCAUAUUUGGUGUAGAAAUUAAGAUCCCAAUAUUACAGUUAAUGUACUAUGCAUCAAUACAAGAUUCAUAUUAUAUAUGCUUUUGCACCA
Molecule: messenger RNA, 1750 nt
Organism: Lotus japonicus
Lineage: Eukaryota; Viridiplantae; Streptophyta; Magnoliopsida; Fabales; Fabaceae
Product: delta(8)-fatty-acid desaturase 2-like
Exons: 1
Coding region: 216-1562 (448 amino acids)
Biological process (GO): lipid metabolic process
Cellular component (GO): membrane
Molecular function (GO): oxidoreductase activity, acting on paired donors, with oxidation of a pair of donors resulting in the reduction of molecular oxygen to two molecules of water
Source: RefSeq, a predicted model, not a curated record